GGCCGCUCCGGGGGCUACGCGAUCGCGAUCGCAAUUUCCGCGCCUUUGAUUGGUGGAGGGAGAGUGCCGGCCCCCGCCGAUUGGCGCCGGCGUCCUGCGCCCCCUGGUCGCCGCAGGGCGCGCCGCUUGGGUCGUCGGUUUCCUGCCGGCCGCGGGGCUCGCGCCGCAGCCAUGGUGGACAUCCUGGAGUUGCCCAAGUCGCGCAUCAAUGCCAGCAUGCUAGCUCAGUUCAUCGACAAGCCGGUCUGCUUCGUGGGGAGGCUGGAAAAGAUUCAUCCCACUGGAAAAAUGUUUAUUCUUUCUGAUGGAGAAGGAAAAAAUGGAACCAUUGAGUUGAUGGAGCCCCUUGAUGAAGAAAUCUCUGGAAUCGUGGAAGUAGUUGGAAGAGUAACGGCCAAGGCAACCAUUAUGUGUGCAUCAUAUGUCCAGUUUAAAGAAGAUAACCAUCCUUUCGAUCUUGGCCUUUACAAUGAAGCUGUGAAAAUUACCCAUGAGUUUCCUCAGUUUUUUCCUUUGGGGGUUGUGCAAUAUGAUUGAUCUUGAUGAGCACAUUGAAGACUGUCAUAGUAAACCCCUGAUAUUUGAGGGAGAUUUCUGUGAUUUUUAAUAUUUAACUUGUUCUCUUUUUUAUUUCAUUUACCUAACCUUAUGAGGUACUGCAAUAUCCCACUUUUGAUGAAACCUGUCUGUAUAUUGAAACUUAAGUCCUCCUAAAGAAUCCCAUCUCCAGUAAUAUGGUCAGAUCAGAUGCAAGAACAAAGCAGUCACCUUGAAUUUAGUUUUCUGUUUUACUAAUAAAAGCUGAAAUGGUACAUACUGUUGAUAAUUUCAUUCUUAUUCUUUUAGUCAUGUAGUCAUGUAUUCAAACACAGACUUGGAAUUUCAUAGCUGUAAGGUCAGAACUUAGACCUACCAAAUGAAACCCCGGGCUGACUGUAAAGAAUUUCCUUGCUACUUCAUAAACUACAUUAUGUGAAUUACUUCCUUGACACUCUAAAAAAAAAAAAA
Canis lupus familiaris (dog) is the source of this 1008-nucleotide messenger RNA. RefSeq names its product replication protein A3 (gene RPA3). Gene Ontology annotation, cellular component: nucleus; DNA replication factor A complex; site of double-strand break. Gene Ontology annotation, molecular function: damaged DNA binding; single-stranded DNA binding. The record is from RefSeq and is a predicted model, not a curated record. The coding region runs from base 172 to 537 and encodes 121 amino acids. The transcript is spliced from 4 exons. NCBI's taxonomy places the organism in Eukaryota, Metazoa, Chordata, Mammalia, Carnivora, Canidae. Gene Ontology annotation, biological process: double-strand break repair via homologous recombination; DNA replication; nucleotide-excision repair.